Cataglyphis hispanica is the source of this 3941-nucleotide messenger RNA. Its product is annotated as protein hunchback-like. The record is from RefSeq and is a predicted model, not a curated record. The transcript is spliced from 4 exons. NCBI's taxonomy places the organism in Eukaryota, Metazoa, Arthropoda, Insecta, Hymenoptera, Formicidae. Gene Ontology annotation, biological process: regulation of gene expression. Bases 505 to 2526 code for a protein of 673 amino acids. Gene Ontology annotation, cellular component: nucleus.
UCAGCGCUGAAGUUUACUACUCCGUUGCUCGGCAAAUCCAUCGUUUUGGUCAUUCGUAGGGUCUAUGGUACGCUAAUAGAAAUACCUGUUAUAGAAAAACUUUUAGACCUCGGUGCGGCUAUUUGAUUAUUAUUGCUGUAAAACUAAACUUAAAAAUAAAUUACAGUAUAGGCAUUUGAGUUUCUCAAAUUUGUUGGUGAGAUUUCAGCAAUUUUCUCAUCGCUUUUACAUUCGGGAAACAUAUAUAAAGAGAAGCAAAUUAUUUCAGUAAAGAACAAUUGUUAUUAUGAUUUUGUAACGAUACUAAUCGAUAUUUUAUAAGUGUGAUCUGUGACAUCUUCAUUUGGCAAGAAGAAACGGGAUGCUGCCGAGAAAAUAGACAAAUCAGACAACAACAAGAUUCAUUAUUGAUAAACGUGAUCUUGGCUGACAGUAAAACAAGCAGAUUGCGGAAAAACAACGCCGCCAUUCGUUCACUUCAGAUGAUAGAAGCGUGAUAUUUGAAUGAUGUCGGAAAAGCAUGGAAAUGAUGGCAACGAUUCCGGGAUUGGCUAUUCUCCUCCAAACAUCAAAUUCGAAAGUGAACGGAAUGAAAAGACUCUUCCAUGUUGUUUUCAACAAUUGCCUACGACUGAAUCAACAAAUCUGAAUUAUUCCGAAUUAAUCAGAACUGAAACGGAAGCUUUUCAGAAGCGCGGAGACAUCGAUCAUGUGUUUACGGAUUCUGUGAAAUGUGAAUUGUGUGACUUCAAACCUACAAGAUUAUUUCAGUAUUAUCAUCAUAUAAUUGUGCAUUGCAAAAGAACGAGCGAUUCAGAAUCCGAAAUCGAUCCAGCGCAGGCGCUGAACACCGAAUCUUUGCACAACGGAGAUUAUUCCCCCGAAGAAAUCCAAAGCAAGAAAAAGAAGCGACGUAAAAACGUGAAGCCUAAGAAAUGCAAACAUCGUGACUGCGACUUCGUAACUACCGCAGGAUCCGAUGUGACAGAAGCGAAAAAGGAGCUUUGGAUGCACAUGAGGAAGAAUCACAAGUACCCUCUCGUCUGUCGUCUUUGUCCAUUCGUUACCGAGCCCAAGCAUCAUAUGGUUUACCAUUGGCUUGGUGAUCACACUAAACUCAGGCCGUUCAAAUGCGAAGAACCUAACUGUACGUAUAGUUGCGUGGCCAAGUCAAUGUUGAACAGUCACCUGGUACGCCAUUGGAACGUUCAUCAGUACAAUUGCAAGGAUUGUCAUUUUAAAGCCAGAUUACUUCACGCGAUGAAGAAACAUAUGAAAGAGAAAAAUCAUACUAAAGUGCUGGUACUAAACGAGGAUGGCACACAGAAUGUAACGGCCGUUAUCGAUGUAUAUAGCAAAAAACGUGGACCCAGACGGAGUACUCUUGCUAAAAAUCAGGAUAAAUCGGAUCAUAGCGAUCUCAACCAGUCGAGCUCAUCAACUUCUCCAGAACCACCUCAAACUCCAAUCUCUCAUUCUGAAGAUCAACAACUACAAUCAAUUGAAUCAGAUAGUAACUUCAAUAGUAAUAACAAUCAAUCGAAUUUAUCAAUGUAUCCACCGAUAAUUCAUACGCUACGUUAUUUAAAUAAUCUUAUAACGGACAGUAUUCUCGAUUGUGGCACCGGCAAUCAAAAUUCGAUUCUUUUGAACAAUCUGAUCUGCAUGUUUAAUCAUUUGUUCGGCGAAAACAUAGCAUCCUAUUUGAACAUAGAAACGUUCGACCCGCAGAGUCGUUUGGACUCUUUAUUUAUUAUGCAAAGGACAAUCAACUUGCACAUCGAACAUUUAAGUAAAAUUAACGGUAACAAUUUUGAAACAAUUAAUAUCGAAGCCGGUCCUAGCAACGAUAGAAACGAUGCUAAUCAUACAGACAGACUCUCGACAUUCAAUGGAUUAGAAUAUCAGCCAGAAACACAGAAUAUCCCUAUAAUAGGCCGUGCUAGUUUCAAAACAGUUGACAGCGAAGCUGGACCUUUUGACUACAGAAAAUAUACUAAUCAAGCCUCGACAUCCAAUAAACGGAAGGCUGAACCGGAAGAGCUGGAUGAUGCUGACAAUAAUUAUUUCAGCUCAAAUAACAGCAAUGAAACUAGUUCUUUCAAUAAAGUUUUUAACAAAACCUCAAUAUCCAAAGAACUAGAGUCCGAGCCACAGAUACAGAGAGAUAAGAUUCCAAAUAAACCAUUGAGUAUCAGUAAAUUCAAGAUAACCGGCGCUACUAGACGUAAAAGUAAAGUGCAGACACGUUUCACGAUAGAAGAGAACCCAGAACAGAAUAAAAUCGAAUCUUUUGAGUCUCUAAUGGACAGUCAAUACGGUUUGCAAAGGGAAAGUCAGAUUAAUGGCACAGUAAACAAAGUAAACAACUGUGAGUACUGCGACCUUACGUUUGGAAACAGGUUUAUGCAUAUUAUGCAUAUGCAUUUUCACAAGAAUAACGAUCCCUAUACGUGUAAUGCGUGCGGUGAAAAAUGCGCUGACAGCUUGGAUUUUAAUAAUCAUCUUAUUCGUGGAAAACAUUAAAAUACAAAUCUAAUAUAAAGAUACAACAGUCAACAUUAUUUAUUGGCAACAUUAUAAUAGGCAACAUUAUUAUUUAUAUGCUAUUACUACUUUUUCUUAUUACAUUGGGAAGAAAGGUAUUGAGAUGUAAAAACUGUUAUAACUAUUAUAACUAUUAUAACAGUUAGUUAGUAUUUUCGUAAUAGCACUAUAAAAAAUAAAUACUCUUUACAUAUAUAGACGCAAUUUAGCAUCACAAGCUAAGAGAAUAUGACGAAUAGAUAUUGAAACUAUUACUGUAACUCGUUAGCGCAGAUAUAUUUUCAAUGUUAAUUACAAUAUUUUUAUAAUAAUAAAUUACAAUAGAGUGCUUGCAUUCAUAUGGAAAAGUCAUAAAAAAAGUAAUGGUUUUGAUAUCUGAAAAAAGUAAUAAAAUGAAAAAAAAAGGGUUGAGCCCUCUUUAUUGUAAAUCUUUUUUUUUUGUUUUGCGGAUAAUAUAUAACUAUUUACUUUUUAAUUUAACUUUUUCAAUAUUACAUUACGAUAAGUUAAUUUAACAUUCCUCAUAAUUACAAGACUCUUGAUAUUAUAAUGAUAAAAUUAUCUUUUAUUUUUUCUGCUUUAUGCAAUAUGCAUAACUAUGCAUGUGAACUCGAUGCAGCACCUGAUAAUUUUUUCAAAAAAGUUUAUACAAAUUAUUAUUGAUAUAAGUGUUAUAAUAAUAUAUUAUUGAAUAAUAUUAGGAUAUUAUUCAAUAUUAAGGAAUAUUAUUAGGAAACAUUAUUCAUCUCUUCGCUCUUAUGCGUUGCAUUACUUUUUCAGAUUAUAAAGUAUCUAGACUUUUUCUUUCUUCAAAAUGCAUAAUUUAUUAUAUACUUUCAAAUGGAUACAAAAAUACACAUCGCAGAAAAUUUGGAUCUAACUUAUUCUAAUGUCAAACUACCUUUUUUAAAAAUAAAACUAAAUAGAUUCGGUUUUCAAGCUUUGUGAUAACACUUUCUUAUCUUAUCAAAUCAAUGCCAUUUUUAUUUUAAUGAUAUUGUGACAUGUAUAUAUGUAUAAUAUGUCGUAUUAAAAAAAGAAAUAUUUUACUCUUUACAAAAUGGUAAAAUAUCGAUUAUAGUAUGAAACAUCGACAAUUACAUACAUAAUACUAACUUUUUGUUAUAAUAAAAAAAAAAAUGUCACAAAAAAAUAUUGUCACAAGCAGUAUGCCGGAUUUGUUUGAUCAUGUUUUUGAAAAAGAAUAGCAUAAUUUCUAUUAUUAUAUAACAAUGUAACAUAAACUUUAUCGUGAGAAAUUUUCCUCUUAUAAUUUUAUUGUAAUUAUUCUAUUUUGUGGUAAACUUAUUCUAUGAAAUACAUAUAUAUAUAAUUAUGCAUUUUAUUUUCAAAUUUGUAUAAAUUUUUUUUAGAAAAAAAAUUGGAAAAUUAUC